GGACUCUCCAAGAACAGGCACCUGAAACGGGGGUCGUCCGUUGCUUUUGGUCGUGAUAUAUAUAAUCAGAAGAGAGACUGAUUCUACCACUGCUAUCCUUCUUCUCCAUAUCCCACUCACUGCAGUUCCUCUUAUUCGUCGCUUUAUCUCUAGUCGUAGAUCGACUCAGCGUAUACAAGGCGACCCACACAUUCUUUUACAGAUUCACAGCUUUGACAGCGCCGCUCCCCAUAAUUACUUUACGAAACUUCUCCACUCAACCUGACAUCCAUCAUGUCCCGCGUUACUAUCAAGGCGUUCCUCACCCUGGCGGUAUUCGCAUUGCCGUCUAUUGCCAUUCCCGUCAUUGAUGCUCAUGUGGAAGUACCCGCAAAACGAGUAGUCAAGCGAGGAUGCGGAGUUCGACCCUCAGUAUCAGCAGCGAGCCCAGUCUCGUCUACCGCAGCGCAAUCAAGCCAGAUCGGAGCAAACUUCGUCGGUUUCUCCGGAUCAGUCUCUCAUCACGCUGCAGCGAGCUCGACUUCGUUCCAAGUGGAGCAGACUGCCAUUGAAAUCCAUCAUCCUUCGUCGUUAGCUCCGCCUAUUCCCCCUCCUUCACCUGCACCUAGUCCACCCUCGUCUAGUGCCGAGCCUUCGUCGACAGCUUCCAGUCUUCCUCAACCUUCGAGCCCUGGCGGAGGAGGCGGAGGUAGUAAUGGUGCAGAUGACGGGUCCUCUGGUGAUGCGCAAAUCGACCAAUUCUUGAAUUUGCACAACACCUUCCGAGCGGAAUACGGGGCCGGCAAGGUCACAUGGAAUACCACUAUGGCGCAAUUCGCCGCGGACGCCGCCAACACAUGCAACUACGGACAUACCGGCGGACCUUACGGCGAGAACAUCGCAGCGGGUGUCGGAGGAGGAUACAACAUUACUUCGGCUUUUGACUCGUGGGCUAAUGAAGCUUCUCUGUACAAUUGGAACAGUCCUGGCUACCAGGAGAGCACUGGACAUUUCACUCAGAUCGUCUGGAAAGGCACCACCCAGAUCGGUUGCGCCAUGGCUUCCUGUGCCGACAACACCAUCUUUGACAAUUACGGACAGAACUCAUUGUAUGUUGUCUGCGAAUACGCUGCCGCUGGCAAUAUAGUCGGAAACAAUGGCGAAUACUUCAAGCUCAACGUUGGCAUCAAGAUCUAACGUCCGAGGCAUUCGCGGCAUUCGCGGCUGGACAGGAGUUACUUGCAUACAAUUAAGCUCCUGCCAUCUUCUUAUCCAUUCAAACCCUCACCCAGGCCAUGAAACGGAAGACGUUGAACAUUUGCCGUUUGGGGCUUUUUCUCGUAUCAGAUUCACUGUACUCCAUC
This is a messenger RNA of Kockovaella imperatae, 1343 nucleotides long. Its product is annotated as CAP domain-containing protein. The record is from RefSeq and is a predicted model, not a curated record. The coding region runs from base 274 to 1176 and encodes 300 amino acids. The transcript has 8 exons. Gene Ontology annotation, cellular component: extracellular region. NCBI's taxonomy places the organism in Eukaryota, Fungi, Basidiomycota, Tremellomycetes, Tremellales, Cuniculitremaceae.